AUGUCCAAAACCUUAGCCGUUUUUGGUGCGACUGGCCAACAAGGCGGUUCAGUGAUUGACUAUGUGUUGAACGACCCAGAGCUUUCACAGCGGUAUAAAAUCCGUGCUAUAACCCGUAACGUCGAUUCACCGAAGGCUCAGCAGCUCAAGGAGAAAGUCGAAGUUGUCCAGGGUGAUGUGCUCAGCCAAUCCUCCCUCAGGGAAGCUUUGACCGGCGCGCAUACUAUCUUCGCCAUGACCACACCCAUCCCUGGUCCGGAUGCCCUGGAAACAGAGUAUCAAAGUGCUAAAACAAUCGCCGACGUCGCCAUUGACCAAGGUGCAGAGUACAUUAUUUUCAGCACUCUGCCAGCAAUUAGCGAGAUCUCUGGCGGCAAGUACACCCAAGUCACCCCGUUCGAGGCCAAGGCGAAAGCCGAAAAGUACAUCCGAGGCCUACCUAUCAAGAGUGCCUUCUUCUCCCCCGGGUCAUUCAUGGAGAAUUACCAGCUACUACCCUUCCUGCGCCCACGACAGGCCCCCGAUGGCACCUGGGUUAUGGUCCACCCAAUGUCUCCCAAGGGGCUGCUCCCCUUGAUCGACGCUGUUGGGGACACAGGCAAGUUUAUUGGUGCGAUCCUUGCCGAACCUGAUAAGUACGAAGGAAAGACGUUUUGUGCCGCUACAGCCCUGUACAGCCUAGACGAAAUCGCUGCCGUCAUGUCUAAAGCUACAGGCAAGACCAUUGCCUGCAAGCAAGUCCACCCGGAAGAGUUCAAGAAGAGCUUACCGUUCCUCGCUCUUGCCUUCAAUGUCUUCAUCGAAGGGUUUCAAAGUAUAGGUGAGUUCGGGUACUACGGCCCGGAUUCUGAGAGGUUGGUUGCUUGGGCUGCUCAGAAUGCCCGAGGCAGACUUUCCACUUUUGAAGAGUACUUGGAGGCACAUCCGUUACAGCUGGAAUAA
Molecule: messenger RNA, 942 nt
Organism: Aspergillus oryzae RIB40
Lineage: Eukaryota; Fungi; Ascomycota; Eurotiomycetes; Eurotiales; Aspergillaceae
Product: NmrA/HSCARG family protein
Exons: 1
Coding region: 1-942 (313 amino acids)
Source: RefSeq, a predicted model, not a curated record